UUUUUUAUGAAUUCAACCAUGUAUAAUAAAGUUGCGUUCCGAGAAAUCAUUUUCGAGAAUUAAUUACAAACGCCUCCGUAUAUACGCUAUUUGUGCCCGUCCAUGUGACCGAUUUCUUUACGCAACACAUUUUGUCCGCAUCUUCUCUUAAUAACAGAUGACUACAUCAUAACUGGUAAAACAUAUUUUGUAACGAACAAAAGAGAACUUUAAUAUGUCAAAAGUCAAGUUGAAUGCGUCGUGUAACAGAUUACUAUGCGGCGAGACAGACUCAUUUUAGAGGCUUCCUUCAUUAAUAACAAUAGACGGAUAGAUGUAUACAUUACAUGUUGCACUUAUUUAUUACUUAUUGUUUUAGGUAGAAAUGAUAGUAAUAUCUUAAGACAUCAUAGAUCGCAGCUAUUUCUAUAACUUUAAUUUAAAAUCUACGGAAAAGAUGAAAUAGGUGGAAAAAUUGAAUUGUAAUAGAACAAUACAAGAACGUUGUAAGUGAUAUGAAAUAGAUAAUGUAGACAUAUAUAUCAUUUGAGCAGUAGUAUAAAAUGCCGUCACUUUGCCAGCGUCACUCUAGUACAUUACACUGUCUUAUCAUGUACUAUUAUCGCAGUAUGUUUUGUACGACCUUUUACUAUUAAUGGGCAAGAGCAGCAUUAUGGCAGAGAAUAUUUAGUAAUAUGUUUAUUAGAAAAUAGAACAAAGAUCAGAUCUGUUCAUAAUGCUGGAGAGCAUAGCAGAGAUAUUGGACAGUUAAGAAAUCGUGUAGAAUUUAUACGUAAUAGAGAUAGUAGAGAUGAAAGUCAUCGAUGAGUCAGAAUAAAUAAUACGUAAAUGAAAAUUAAGAUUUUUUUCAAGAAAGGUAACUAAACUUUAAAUACUUAUAUAAUUUAAAUAAUAAAAUAAAAAAGUAAUAUGUAUCAAAAUAUAAUAAUUGUUUUACAAUUUUAACUUACAAUUGUAGUUUGCAACUAAAUGUAAAAGGAGUACGGAAAAGAUGAAAUAGGUGGAAAAAUUGAAUUGUAAUAGAACAAUACAAGAACGUUGUAAGUGAUAUGAAAUAGAUAAUGUAGACAUAUAUAUCAUUUGAGCAGUAGUAUAAAAUGCCGUCACUUUGCCAGCGUCACUCUAGUACGUUACACUGUCUUAUCGUGUACUAUUAUCAGUGUGAAUUAUUAAUAGCUACGAGUAGUAGGUAUGUAUUGAUAUUUUGAAAAUGUCUACUAAUCUUUAUAUGUUUUUUUCACAAUUUUACAAUUUUAUUAUUUUUUGUCAAAUAUAAUAUAACUUUAUAUUAGUCAUGUUUUUCUUACAGUAUAGCAAAGAUAUUUCUUGGUACUUCGGAUCUUUUGUAGAAAAUAUGUAGAAAAUACGCAGACGUUUAUGUAUUACGUUAUUCAACUUCUUUAUUGAAACAGACCUCCCUUGAAAAACAAAUAUUUUAAAAAAGCAAAAUGCAAUUCAAUCCGAGAAACGUCAUAAUACUGCUGUUUACUGCUGCUACUUUUAAUUUGCCACAAACUCCUGUUACAAAUGAGGAAAUGGAAGUAAAAGAGAAAAUAGAAAACAUGCUGCAAAAAAUGUACGAGGAUAAAUACGAAAUUGAAGAAGAAGAUUCUCUUGAUUUUGAAAAUUCAUUUGAUAUACCUGAAACAGAACCAGUAGCAGAGAAAGAAGAAAAUGAAAACGAAAUAACAUAUGUAAAGGAAAUGAUAUGUGUAAAUGAUGAUAUUCCAAUUGAAUAUAAAAGAAAUGCUGUUGAGUUUUGGAAACCUGUUAAUUCAAUUAAGACAAAACCUCUCGAGUCUGUGAAACAUAGAUUUCGGAAAGUUACAUCCUUACGUCAAUUACGAAGAUGGCAAGAACAAGUGAAUAGAGGUGGAACUAGAUUGCAGAAGCUGAAAGAAAUUGCAUCAUAUACAUUAGAGAAAUUCAAAGAAGGUCUUGAGAAAGGAGUAAUUAUUCACGACACUGAUAUUACUCGAUGGGCCCUGAAAGCGCAACAGGAAAUAAAUGCACCAGGAUUUACAGCAUCAAUUGGAUAGGUAAAAAGAUUUAAGCUAGCACAUAAUAUUGUUUCCCGAAAAAUUACAAAAUUUGUUACAAAAAAGACUUUGCAAUCAAAAGAAAAUCUGAUAACCGAAAGCAAUAGGUUUAUUGACAAUGUUAAAGAUUAUAUUACGCGCUAUGGACUUGAAAAUGUUUAUAAUUCAGAUCAAAGCGGAUUUCAAUUAGAAUUUCACUCUGGUCGUUCUUUAGCAAUCCAAGGUACAAAAAA
Molecule: messenger RNA, 2272 nt
Organism: Ooceraea biroi (clonal raider ant)
Lineage: Eukaryota; Metazoa; Arthropoda; Insecta; Hymenoptera; Formicidae
Source: RefSeq, a predicted model, not a curated record